Nomascus leucogenys (northern white-cheeked gibbon) is the source of this 3345-nucleotide messenger RNA. RefSeq names its product acid phosphatase 6, lysophosphatidic (gene ACP6). The record is from RefSeq and is a predicted model, not a curated record. Lineage: Eukaryota; Metazoa; Chordata; Mammalia; Primates; Hylobatidae. The transcript has 10 exons. Gene Ontology annotation, molecular function: phosphatase activity. The coding region runs from base 477 to 1682 and encodes 401 amino acids. Gene Ontology annotation, biological process: dephosphorylation.
CACUUGGGACCGGUCCCUGAGUAGGUGAGGAGGUGGGUAGGAGCUUGCUUAUAGAAAAGUGGAAUCGAGUAGUCCUUGUUAGUGGAGCCGCUGCCUCCAGGGAACUCAAGGUCGGCUCCUGUUUCUUCAAGAGUGCUGGAGGCCAAACUUGAAAUACAAGUUUAAGGUUCCCCAUCGGGCAAAAGACAAGGAUCCGAUCUCCCCCGGCCCGGUGUGCAGCAGGAGCGACCAACCCCGACCCGGGUUAAAACUCCCAGGGACUCUUCGCUGCUGCCACCUCUUGUUCUCUCCCCCGUUCCCACUCGGGGUCUCCCUCAGGGCCGGGAGGCACAGCGGUCCCUGCUUGCUGAGGGGCUGGAUGUACGCAUCCUCAGGUUCCCGCGGACUUGGGGGCGCCCACUGAGCCCCGGCGCCCGCAGAGGGCUUGUGUUUGCCUCCUGCAGCCUCAACCCGGAGGGCAGCGAGGGCCUACCACCAUGAUCACUGGUGUGUUCAGCAUGCGCUUGUGGACCCCGGUGGGCGUCCUGACCUCGCUGGCGUACUGCCUGCACCAGCGGCGGGUGGCCCUGGCCGAGCUGCAGGAGGCUGAUGGCCAGCGUCCGGUCGACCGCAGCCUGCUGAAGUUGAAAAUGGUGCAGGUCGUGUUUCGACACGGGGCGCGGAGUCCUCUCAAGCCGCUCCCGCUGGAGGAGCAGGUAGAGUGGAACCCCCAGCUGUUAGAGGUCCCACCCCAAACUCAGUUUGAUUACACAGUCACCAAUCUAGCUGGUGGUCCGAAACCAUAUUCUCCUUAUGACUCUCAAUACCAUGAGACCACCCUGAAGGGGGGCAUGUUUGCUGGGCAGCUGACCAAGGUGGGCAUGCAGCAGAUGUUUGCCUUGGGAGAGAGACUGAGGAAGAACUAUGUGGAAGACAUUCCCUUUCUUUCACCAACCUUCAACCCACAGGAGGUCUUUAUUCGUUCCACUAACAUUUUUCGGAAUCUGGAGUCCACCCGUUGUUUGCUGGCUGGGCUUUUCCAGUGUCAGAAAGAAGGACCCAUCAUCAUCCACACUGAUGAAGCAGAUUCAGAAGUCUUGUAUCCCAACUACCAAAGCUGCUGGAGCCUGAGGCAGAGAACCAGAGGCCGGAGGCAGACUGCCUCUUUACAGCCAGGAAUCUCAGAGGAUUUGAAGAAGGUGAAGGAUGGGAUGGGCAUUGACAGUAGUGAUAAAGUGGACUUCUUCAUCCUCCUGGACAACGUGGCUGCCGAGCAGGCACACAGCCUCCCAAGCUGCCCCAUGCUGAAGAGAUUUGCACGGAUGAUUGAACAGAGAGCUGUGGACACAUCCUUGUACAUACUGCCCAAGGAAGACAGGGAAAGUCUUCAGAUGGCGGUAGGCCCAUUCCUCCACAUCCUGGAGAGCAACCUGCUGAGAGCCACGGACUCUGCCACUGCCCCCGACAAGAUCAGAAAGCUGUAUCUCUAUGCGGCUCAUGAUGUGACCUUCAUACCGCUCUUAAUGACCCUGGGGAUUUUUGACCACAAAUGGCCACCGUUUGCCGUUGACCUGACCAUGGAACUCUACCAGCACCUGGAAUCUAAGGAGUGGUUUGUGCAGCUCUAUUACCACGGGAAGGCCUUGCAGGUACCAAGCAUAACAGGAAUGAAUAAAAUUCUAGGGCUUCUCCAGCCUCAUUGACAAGGAAAAAGCAAACUACUCUUCAUUGCAGUGUUGACAUUUCAAAACUGGCAUUUAAUUAUUUACAUACUUUCAUAUAUUAAAGGUACAUAUACAUGUGUAUAAGUAAAUCUGUAUGUGUAUAUGUGUGUAUAAAAGUUUUCAAUAGCUCCACUACUCACAGCUACCCUAGAGAACUUUACCAAAGCCCAGGAGAUCUUCUGCAGUUUGGAGAACAAAAUAAAUCACAGUAAUCCACCAUCCCCUGUAAUCAAAUACAUUUUGACUGAACCCAGUAACAAUGACUCAGUUUCUAGCAAGGUGCCAGGCCCAGCCCUUGUCUUCAUUUGACGUUGAGAACCGAGCAGCCAGAAGCCAGUACUCCAGAGCCCAUAAAGUACCGCCAAAAGCGUGGCCUUAGAUCACAGAUUGAUUCAUGGGGAUGGGCAGGAGUCUCCAGGGAAAACAGCUCAUGGGGUAGCUGUUGAGCUUCUAUGUGGGAAGUGAGGAAAAUGAAAGCUCCUGGAAGCUUGGUGAAGAUGAGAAACAAACAUGAGCUCCUGGGGUCUUUAAUAAAAAGAACUUUGACUGUAGAAAACAAAAAGAUUGAAAACUUAAAUUCACCCUCAACACUAAUUAAUUGGACACUGGAUAUAACUGAGAUUUGUAAGCUGUUUCUGCCCUUGACCCUGGCUCCAGCCUCUAGAGAAUGGAAGAGUGUGGCUAGCACAGAGCUGCGGGUCAGCCCCUCAUGAGAGGGGGUUGCUGGUCUAGGUGCAGGUGGUGAGGUGUGAGAAACCCAGCCACCCAGAGCCGCACAGCAACACGCCCAGCCGGCCCCAGUGAAGACAUGCAGUUUCCUAGGGCUGGGUUUCUUUAACCUGUUCUUUGGAACCCCAGGGUACCCACAUAAUUGUUUGGGAACACUAAGCAGGUAUUUUGCAAGAGAAAUCUGGGUUCUUUCGCGUUUGGUGAAAUAACUGAAUUUUCCCAUGCUUUAACUAUGUGUGAGGAAAUAAUUUCUGAUUCUUCUGUUUAUUUUCUCUUUCUAUGGUCAUACAUACACUCACCGUCUUCCUCUGACAGUAUUGAUUACCAAGCACAAUUAAGCACUGAGACAGAAAGUUAACAGCUGAAGUGGGGUCACCUAUAGGCAGAAAAUAGAUUCGUGUCUGUUUAACAGUAACCCAGAUAAGAAGCCACGUUAAAUAGAGAAAACUUUUAUUACAAUCCUCAUAGCAUACCUUCCUUUUAACAUUAUUUUUAUGAUUUAGCUCCCUCCAAUAGGAAAUGUUUGGCCACCCACUGGUUUUGUGCUUUAUAAACUUAUUGCUUUAAAUGUGUUAUUAAAAUCUUACCACCAAAUUAGGAUUCCAUGACUUUUCUUAAAUGUAAGGGUUUGUGACUUUGAAAAAAAUUACAGGUCUGAGUUAGAGAAAAGAAAGUGGCAAUGAGGCUCAAGUUGUCUAAACAGCAUGGGAAAUAUGAUACAAUUUAAUGUUAUUUCAAGCAAAAGAGAUGAGUCUAAGGAUUUUGUAGAAUAAGCAAAUUUUUGCAAGUGAUCUUCCUGUGGUUCUCUCACCCCACCCCCAGCCUAUCUUCCACAAUCUGAUCACCUGAUCCCUUGCUUAAAACUUUGAAGUUCAAACAUCUUACUGGGCCACACUGGGCUCUCUGUGACCCA